UCCAACAUAGGUCAUUCGUCCCGUAUGAAAUUAGAGGAAGGUUCAAAGUUACGGAACUUCAUCGUUUACGCGAAGAGUUGUUUUAGAAAUGCACAAAAAAAUCCCCCGUUUAAACAUUAGCCGCGUUUUGAACAUAAGCCGAGAUACUACUUUUAGAUGGAUCAAACGUUUCGGCGAAGAAAAUCUGAAACAUCGGUCUAGAACAGGCCAACCCCGUUAUAAGACACAAGAACAAGAUGAAUUGAUUAUAGAUAAUGUUACCAGGUAUCCUUUAACAAAUACUUUUAAACGGGAAAGGUCAACAGGGUCACAUGCUUCCUUCACUAUAAUACGAAGGAUGCUACACUCCACCGGUGUUUUCCACAGAAGUCCGGCCGCAAAACCGAUGUCUGUCCCAAAAGUUAUAAUUGACACCGAUGCUGGAUUAGAUGAUGCACUUGCAAUUUUUAUGGCUUUAGCUGCUCAUAAGAAAAAACAAAUUGAAGUCAUUGCUAUCACCACAGUUCAAGGAAAUACUAAAGUUGAGAAUGUUAACAACAAUGUUUUACGGAUACUGGAAACGGCAAAUUUAUUAGGAAAAAUUCCUGUGUUCCCUGGUGCCUCCAAGGCAUUAGUUCACCCGUGGAAACAUAUUGGUGAACCAUUCCAUGGUCUUGAUGGUUUUGGUGAUGCAGAACAUUCCAAGGAACCUCCACCGUUGUCAGUUUUGCAGGAAGAACAUGCAGCAUGGGCACUUACAAACCUGGCUAAAAAGUAUUUAGGUAAAGUGAUAUUAAUAGCACUUGGACCUCUUACCAACAUAGCACUUGCCAUAAGACUUGACAGCACAUUUUUAUCACACUUAGCAGAUAUUUAUGUGAUGGGUGGAAAUACUUCAGGUGAAGGAAAUAUCACUAUGUCGGGUGAAUUUAAUUUUACUUGUGAUCCAGAAGCAGCAAAAGUUGUCCUUGAAGAAGUCUCAAAGCCGAUCUACCUCACGCCAUGGGAGAUAUGCCUCUACCAAACUGGUUUACCUUAUGCAGUGCGACUAGAAAUGGGAAGUGUAAACACCCCAGAAGCAGAGCUAAUGAAUGUCAUUGAAGCUAGAGUUAAUUCUAGAAGAAAGUUUACAAAGUGGAUUACAUGCGACCAGUUGGCUAUGGCUUGGAUGCUUGACAAUGUAACAGAACCUGAAAAUAUGAAUGGAGAAACUGAAAGCAAGGACUGUGAUACUAAUAUCCUUGCCAUGUCCACCAAAACGUGUUAUGCGGCAGUUGAAACUACAGGUAAGAAUUGUUUAAAACCUUGAUCUUCCAGUAAC
Messenger RNA from Macrobrachium nipponense, 1300 nucleotides. RefSeq lists its product as uncharacterized. Lineage: Eukaryota; Metazoa; Arthropoda; Malacostraca; Decapoda; Palaemonidae. Bases 89 to 1288 code for a protein of 399 amino acids. Gene Ontology annotation, molecular function: hydrolase activity, hydrolyzing N-glycosyl compounds. The record is from RefSeq and is a predicted model, not a curated record. The transcript has 7 exons.